Lobosporangium transversale is the source of this 1149-nucleotide messenger RNA. RefSeq lists its product as hypothetical. The record is from RefSeq and is a predicted model, not a curated record. The transcript has a single exon. NCBI's taxonomy places the organism in Eukaryota, Fungi, Mortierellomycota, Mortierellomycetes, Mortierellales, Mortierellaceae. Bases 330 to 977 code for a protein of 215 amino acids.
UUGACUGCAGAAUUUGGGAUCAAUGAAUCUCUUGAGAUACCUAUCCAAGGACCUUGAAACCGCCGAGGAGCCCGAGAUCGAUCUUAGGUCGGUCGUUGACAUGAUAAUGGGAUCCUAUUACACAUGCCAAGAAAAAGACAUAUUACCUGUUUUGUUUGUGGCUCUGUAUGUGUUUCGACACUACAAUACAUGGUGCGAGAUUGAAAGUGAAAGUGAUAUUAUGUCGUCCGUCAUCGUGCCGAUUUUACGUGAAUUUAUGAAUAUACCGGGCCAUAUCCAAUUCAAAUGGUAAUAUCAUCCUGAUUGUUUAGCCGUUUGCAUAUAGGAAGAUGGGAUGUUCUUUUGGUUUAAUUGUCGUUAUUCCUUUUAGCAGUCUUAACAGUGCAUCGACUGCGGGCGAGAACAGAAAAGCUGCUUUGGCUCAGGAUGGGCAAGCCAGGCAACCCGACAUUGUGGGUCGAACAGAGGGAAAACGUGAGGUAUAUUAUGGAGAAAUCAAGGGUAUCCACCCCACAACACAGUCAAAGAAUGCGGAUACCCUCCGCAUUGCCAUUUUUACAAAAGACAGCCUCGAUGAUCUACUCCCCGGUCUUGAAGAAGAUCUGCCACUCAUAAGCUUCCAGUCUGUCGGCCCUGAGAUAGUGUUUUUCCUUGGUGCAAUGAUUGGCAAUACUGUCAUCCAUGCAAGGAUCUCUGAGCUUACAAUGCCAACCUGUUCAUCCGAACUUAAAUCAAUGGAUCAAAUCUUUUUCUUCCAAUUGUUUCAGAUUCAAUCAUUGGUCCGGAUUACUAGCAAGUGCCUAAAGGGAAAGCGACAGGGGCAUGUAAAAGACAACAGUCCAUUUCCAACACUGAGCAUGCCUCAUCGAAAUAUGAAGCUGGGAAUUCAGUCCAAAUUGAAGGUGGUCAAGCGCGGGGGCAAAGAUGUCAUGGAGGUGAAGGAACUCAAGCGCAAAAGGAGAACAGCGGAGGCGUAAAUGAUAUGAAGGAGGAGGAGGACUCAGUAUAACUCAAUGCUCUCUACACUGUUCUAUUGUCGUACGUUAAGAACUAAUCCCAGUUAUUCCGAACUAGUGCUUGAAGGUCGUCAUCAUAAUGGAUCUGCUCUUUCAGAUAGUUUUCUGUUUUUAAGUAUACUUUCUUUAACAC